AUGGAGAAGAAAGACAACAUCCUGAGAGAGGCAGGGACCUUGGAGCGGAUCUAUAACGCCAAUCAUUACUCUGGAUUCUACCCAUGUUUCUGCCUUUCAGCGCUGUACAAGCUCCAAGAUGGACUUGAAUUGUCAUCUUCGGAGUGGGAACAGCUGAUGGUGUCUGCCAUUUCAUCGUUUGUUCUGAACCACGGCGCGCUUUGCAGUGGUGUGGUAGGAGAGGACGGCCAACAUCCCACUUUUGUUCGUCUCGAGUCGCUGGACCUGGACCAAUUGAUAGAAUUCUCAACAGUCGACACAAAUGAGAAUCUUGAGUCUGCUCUUCUCCAGACGCUGGAUGGUCUGCAUUCGAAGAAAUGGACUCGUUUGCAUGAGAUGCCCGGAUGGAAGGUGAUAUUGCUGGGCCACGCCGGGCACACGAAUCAGGUAUUUGUGAUUUUGGCCGCUCACCAUGCUUUCAUGGACGGUCAGGGCGGAAUGGUCUUCCAUCGAGAACUUCUCCGUGCAUUGAAUUCAGAGAAAAAGAUUAAUUUCUUCAAAAACGCGCCCGUUCAAGAAUCUCUCGUGAAAGUUCCUCCCUCAGUGAAGUUGCCGCCUCCGGUAGAGGAUCUGAUGGGAAUACCCACGACUUGGGGAUUCCACGCUCACAACCUUUGGGGUGCAAUUCGUCCUGCUUGGCUUCGCAAUCCUUUCGCCGAGAACCCAUGGACAGGCAACCCAGUCACCCAGGACUGCGUUUCCAAUUAUCAAAGUCGAACUCGUCUCAGCCGGAUCGAACAGUCAGACCUGCAGCGUUUGCUGACUCGAUGCAAAGAGAAUCAUAUCACUCCCACGAGUCUUUUCCAAGCGAUAGCCGUCGCGGUCUUAGCCAAGCUAGUUCCCCCACACAGUUUUUUCGGCCAUUCCCCAUAUUCACUCAGGAAGUGGACCGGAAGUGACCCCGUCAAGGAUAUCGUGAAUCAGACAGGUGAUAGCGGCUGUCUCUACCAGAAGACCUGGAUCUCGGCGUUUAAAAACUCGAGUGGAAACAAAAGCGACGAAACUGCUCUCUUAUGGAAGAUUGCGAAAUUUCAUCGCGAACAGUUGACCAAGGAACUUGCUCAAGUGCCGGUCAACAAUGGACUGGCGACUCUAGGGCGGUACACUGAUCGCCACGCUGCGAAUGCAAAAUGCAUUGGCCAGGUGCGCCCGCUCACGUUUGAGGUAUCCAACCUCGGCCGAAUCGACCUGGAACAGACGGGAGAGGCACCUAAUCAAUCUACUGAGAAUACGCCUUCGCCACAGAAACACAUGCGCGUAUCACGCAUGACAUUCACUCAGAGCGCGAUGGUCAAUUGUGCACCACUGACGCUUAGUAUUGUGAGUAUGUCGGAUGGACUUGCGGUUUCGACUUCGUGGCAGCCUGAAGCUUUGGAUGAGACCAUCGCGGAGAGAUUCUGCGAAGGUAUUUCGGACUGGCUGGCUUAUUUGGGUAGUGAAUCAUGA
Molecule: messenger RNA, 1485 nt
Organism: Penicillium oxalicum
Lineage: Eukaryota; Fungi; Ascomycota; Eurotiomycetes; Eurotiales; Aspergillaceae
Exons: 4
Coding region: 1-1485 (494 amino acids)
Molecular function (GO): N-acetyltransferase activity
Source: RefSeq, a predicted model, not a curated record